AUGUCCCACGUGCCUUUUGCUGUGGUUCUUCUACUCAUCAGAUGUCUACUGUCCUCCUCACUUGUGUUCCCGAAGGACUUGAGUCCUAUCAGAACCAUCGAUUCGGGAAGUACCAGAUCCUACCCGUUAUUUCGAGGACUGGCCAGCGAUGAAAAUGCAGUAAAUCUCGGCCUGGACUUCCAAAAGAUGGUCAGACUCAACCAAACUUUGUUUGUUGCUGCAAGGGAUUACGUGUACACAAUCGAUCUGAGGAGAGCUAAAGAUGCCAUCUCAAGCGACAAGUAUAUCACAUGGAAGACGCAAAAUAUGGACAACUGUGCCGUGCGGGGAAAACCACUGGAUGAGUGCUACAAUUAUAUUAAAGUUCUGGUGAUCAAGAAUGACCAAACUCUCAUCGCUUGCGGCACCAAUUCCUUCAACCCAACAUGCCGGAACUACAAGAUCCAAACCUUGGAGCAGGAAGGUGAAGAGUUUAACGGCCAAGCGCGGUGCCCUUUUGACGCCAAGCAAACCAACGUGGCCCUCUUUGCAGAUGGCAAUUUGUAUUCAGCCACUGUGGCCGACUUCCAAGCCAGCGACGCCGUCAUCUACCGAAGCCUGGGGGAGAAGAGCCCCGUUCUCCGCACCAUCAAAUACGACUCCAAAUGGCUCCGAGAACCCCAUUUUAUCCAUGCGGUGGAGUAUGGAAACUACGUGUAUUUCUUCUUUCGGGAGAUCUCAAUGGAAUACACCACCCUGGGAAAGGUGACCUUCUCUCGGGUGGCCAGAGUAUGCAAAAAUGACAUGGGUGGCUCUCCUCGGGUCUUGGAGAAGUACUGGACCUCCUUUCUAAAGGCUCGACUCAACUGCUCUGUCCCGGGCGACUCCUUCUUCUACUUUGACGUCCUCCAGUCCAUGAGCGACAUUCUCACCAUCAACAACCGGCCGGCGGUCAUUGGAGUGUUCAGCACCCAGGCCAACAGCAUCACUGGCUCAGGAGUCUGUGCCUUCUACAUGGACGACAUCGAGAAAGUCUUCAAUGGAAAGUUUAAAGAGCAGAAGACUACCGAGUUGGCUUGGACCCCGAUUCCAGAAGAAAAGGUUCCCAUGCCCAGGCCAGGUUGCUGUGCAGGGUUUGGCAAUGCUGCAUCCUAUAGGGCCUCCAGUGAGUUCCCGGAUGAGACCCUCUCCUUCAUCAAAUCCUACCCUCUUCUGGAUGAGGCUGUGCCUUCUAUAACAGAGACACCAUGGUUCACAAAGACGACUAGCAGGUACAAAUUGACCCAAUUUUGCCGCUGACACGUCAGCCGGCCCCUAUGGAAAUUACACGGUCUUGUUCCUCGGCUCAGAGGAUGGGAAGGUGUUGAAGGUCUUGACUGGCACUACGGAGAACUCCACCGUGGAGACGGCUCUCUUAGAGGAGAUUAAUGUCUAUAGCCAAGAUAGGUGCGGGGUGAAGGCGGAGGAUGGGGAAGAUAUUGGGGCUGCAGGUGGACCGUGAAAACCAUGCCUUGUUCGUCGCGUUCUCCAGCUGCAUCAUUCGGGUUCCUCUAAGUCGCUGUGAAACCUACGGGGACCUGCAGACGGAGCUGCCUGACCUCCAGAGACCCGUACUGCGUGUGGGUUGAAAUCGGGGACCUGCGCCAACUUCCGGGGGUGACCCCAGGCCCGGAUUUGAGCAGGAAGUCGAUCAAACAAAACAUCGGGGCAACUGUCAAGAUCUUGUCACUGCGUCCGGGAGCCUUGAUAGCGAUGGAGACUCCGCUUACGGGAAAGUCCCGCCCAGUGGUGACAUCACCAUGUCCAAUGUUGCCUCCCUUGGGGAUGUGACUCUCCCAGGCGGGCGCGGCUACCCCCCGCCAGGUGUGACAUCAGACGGUUACUACCACCUUUCUGCCUGGCACACUCUUAGAACCCAGGGUGUGCGUCAGGAGGCUGCAGGCAAUGACUCCACCAAGACAGUCCAUUUCACGUUCCUCAUCGGGUGUGUCUUUGUAGCCUUUGUGAUAGGAGCCAUCUUCUCAGGCCUUUUUGUGUCGUGUUACUGUAACCACAUGUUUCAGAAGAACAAGCACAUUGGGAAGGACCCAGAAUCCAAUCUACAACGGCCUCUAUCUUUGAGGAGCCUAGCAAAGAUGAAUGGACUUUUAGAAACCCAGUCAAAGGAAGGAAUGGAAGCAACCUCGCCAAAGCUCUACACUACCCUACUGCAUGGAGACAAAGAGCAGCAAGCAGAAACAACCAAAACUGGAUCAAAAGACCAUCCUGAACUAUCUGGACUCCCCACCCCAGAAUCCACUCCAGAAUUGCCAAUGAAGAAUCUUAAAGCCUUCAAAAACCAAUGGGAAAGAAAUCAGAAUUGUAACAAUGCCAAAGAAAUCCAAAGCAAAAGUCCAGUUUUCCAUUUUCCUGUCUCAAAUUCCCAGGUCUUUCAAUUUCCUAGCACAGUUGCCCUCCCGAGCAGCAUGCAUGGGUACGAUCAGCCUCUUUCUAGCUAUGCAGAUGAUAAGAAGAUACCCAACUGUGAAAGGGCUCUGAUUCGUCAUUCACAGUGCUAUCUUCCCAAAGGGGUUGAGGUGACAACUCUAGAUGAACUUCUAAAACAUCUUCCGGAAGGUGGUGGCUCACCAAGAAAAAUGUCUGGCAUGAUGGCUCUUAGUCCUCAAGCUGUCAGUCCUCAUUCGCCUAUGUCAUUCAUGAACAGGGUCCAGCCCCAAAUUCCUGACACUGAAAGCGCUCCUUAUUACAGCUCCUCAACUCUUCCCAGAGACAGUCUGCCCAGAAGAUUGGACAUCCCACCAGAUGUCAAUCCUCAAUCCUGUGUGGAGAAACAGUUAAGGCACCCUUCUCAAAGACAUUCUCUAUCCUCCGGGCACAAACUCAUGAACAUAGGUCCAGGACCACUGAUUUCCAGGCAACAUAGCCUGGGUCAAGCAACCAGACAACAUCCUCCACCACUUCUCACAAGGAUGCACUCUACAGGCACCCCAGUGCCAAUGGAAAGCCACAAUGUCUAUAUCUCCCGCCAGCAUAGCUACACAGAGCAAACUCCAAUGCAGAGGGGUAUGGUAAAAAGGACCUUGUCCUUGAGACCAGAAGUAUCAUCUGCCCCUGUGUUUCUCCCAUCAUCCCCCAUAAAGGAUGCAAAUCAGUUUCAGUAUUAA
Molecule: messenger RNA, 3143 nt
Organism: Staurois parvus
Lineage: Eukaryota; Metazoa; Chordata; Amphibia; Anura; Ranidae
Source: the annotation of a GenBank genome assembly